Messenger RNA from Cooperia oncophora, 648 nucleotides. NCBI's taxonomy places the organism in Eukaryota, Metazoa, Nematoda, Chromadorea, Rhabditida, Trichostrongylidae. The record is from the annotation of a GenBank genome assembly.
AUGGUCAUACUAGGAGGAGUUUUCUUUUCGCAACUUCGGCCAUCCGUUACCCUCCCUACAAAUGCGGAGGUUGCUGUCGUUGAAGAAAGAAGUACUCCCGUCAGAAGAAAUUCGGACGAAGAUAGCCCUUUAUUGGAAUCCUCAGCUGCAUUAUCGAUAGGGAUUAGUCGUAGGGCAAAAAGGCUCAUGGCAGUAGCCGUUGCUCUCGUGGCUGGCAUCUUCUACGGAACUACUUUCGUCCCAGUGAUCUACAUCCAGGAUCAUCCCGAAAUGUUCCCUGACGCUACAAAGAAUGGACUGGCAUACGUAUUCGCGUACUACUGUGGAAUUUUCUUCACGGCCACCUUCCUGCUUGUUCUAUACAUCGCCUUCAGCGGUAAUAAUCCCAUCGCUAACAGUAAGAUCAUCGGUCCGAGCUUCCUGGCUGGAUGCAUGUGGGCGAUUGCGCAGAGUUUUUGGUUUGUUGCGAACGACAAUUUGUCACAGCCUAUCGCCUUCCCUAUAAUCAGCAUGGUACCAGGUGUAUGUGCAGCCAUGUGGAGUGUUUUCUAUUUUAGAGAAAUAACUGGUCAUCGAAACCUGCGCAUUCUGUUUAUCGCCAUUGGUACUACCCUAGUCGGUGCAGUACUUGUAGGAAUAUCCAAGUAA